ACAGCCAGCAUCACGCUGCACAAUGGUUUCCAGGCAGUGAAAGAGGGUGAUUCAGCAAGCCACUCUUUCUUCCCCUUUUAUUUCAAUAUUAUCAUAUGUUUUCCCUCCCUUUCCCCCCUCUGCUUUAUUUUUUUCCCCAGGGAUUUUAUUUAGUACACUUUUUAAAAAAUUGGUUUGCCUUGAAGUCACCUGCCCAUCAUUAUAAUUAUUAUUUUUUUUAAUACCCCAUCUCUUCCUCAGUUUGGAAUGUGGUUAAAAAUACCACGUAAGGUUGCAGUUUGAGGGAAGGGUUGCUGUACCGGGAGCAUAGUUCGCAGGCACGGAAUGGUAGGUGGUUGAUGCUAAUAUUCUACGACUAACCUGCCUUUGCAGGGUGGGGUGCUGAAUAUUGAUUGUUGAUUUAAAAAAAAAAAUGAGAGAGAGAGCCAGGUUAAUGAAGUAAACGGCUAACCGAUGCAAGAAGGCAGCAGUGUUACAGAGUUUGUGGCCGGAGGACCAUCAUUUUCCUGUAUUUGGGGCUAGCAUUAGAAAGUGGUACCAGCAGCAGGCCAAAUUCAGCUAUGGGAAUUCAGGCAUGAAGUUGACCCCUCUCAAUCAUUUCCUAUAGAUGAGACAUAGCACAAGCUGUGGUAUUUAUGAGCCGCCAUUUCUUGUACUACUGCAGUGAACCUACCCUGGAUGUGAAGAUUGCCUUUUGUCAGGGAUUUGGGAAACAAGUGGAUGUGUCAUAUAUUGCCAAACAUUACAACAUGAGCAAAAGCAAAGUUGACAACCAGUUCUACAGCGUGGAAGUAGGUGACUCAACCUUCACCGUUCUCAAGCGCUACCAGAACUUAAAACCUAUUGGCUCUGGUGCUCAGGGAAUAGUUUGCGCUGCAUAUGAUGCCGUCCUUGACAGAAAUGUGGCUAUUAAGAAGCUCAGCCGACCAUUUCAGAAUCAAACUCAUGCCAAACGAGCUUACAGAGAGCUGGUCCUCAUGAAGUGUGUGAACCAUAAAAAUAUUAUCAGUUUAUUAAAUGUCUUCACACCACAGAAAUCUCUGGAGGAAUUCCAGGAUGUUUACCUGGUAAUGGAAUUGAUGGAUGCCAACUUGUGCCAGGUGAUUCAGAUGGAAUUAGACCAUGAACGAAUGUCUUACCUGCUCUACCAAAUGCUGUGUGGGAUCAAGCACCUUCACUCUGCGGGAAUCAUUCACAGGGAUUUAAAACCAAGUAAUAUUGUGGUAAAGUCCGAUUGCACGUUGAAGAUUCUGGACUUUGGACUGGCCAGGACUGCAGGCACCAGCUUCAUGAUGACUCCCUAUGUGGUGACACGUUAUUAUAGAGCACCAGAGGUCAUCUUGGGAAUGGGCUACAAGGAGAACGUGGAUAUAUGGUCUGUGGGAUGCAUUAUGGGAGAAAUGGUUCGCCACAAAAUCCUCUUUCCAGGAAGGGACUAUAUUGACCAGUGGAAUAAAGUAAUUGAGCAGCUGGGAACACCAUGCCCAGAAUUCAUGAAGAAGCUACAACCCACGGUGCGGAACUACGUUGAGAACCGACCUAAGUAUGCUGGUCUCACUUUCCCCAAACUUUUCCCAGACUCUCUCUUCCCAGCCGACUCAGAACACAACAAACUCAAAGCCAGCCAAGCCAGGGACCUUUUGUCAAAGAUGUUGGUGAUUGACCCAGCCAAGCGGAUAUCAGUGGAUGAAGCCUUACAGCAUCCAUACAUUAAUGUGUGGUAUGACCCUGCGGAAGUGGAGGCGUGGAGUGUUUUCUGCUCACCAGACUUAAAAAAGCCUCCUCCUCAGAUAUAUGAUAAACAGCUGGAUGAAAGAGAACAUACGAUUGAGGAAUGGAAAGAACUGAUCUACAAGGAAGUAAUGAAUUCUGAAGAAAAAACUAAAAAUGGAGUAGUAAAAGGACAGCCUUCUCCUUCAGGUGCAGCAGUGAACAGCAGUGAAAGCCUCCCUCCAUCCUCAUCUGUCAACGACAUCUCCUCCAUGUCCACUGACCAAACCCUGGCAUCUGACACCGACAGCAGCUUGGAAGCUUCUGCAGGACCCCUCGGUUGUUGCAGGUGACUAGCCGCCUGCCUGCGAAACCCAACGUUCUUCAGAAGAUGAGGCAAUUUAGGGGGAAAAUAAUAACAAGAAUAAACGAUGGAAAGGAAGAGAAAUAAAAGAUAAAGAUUUAAAUGAAACAACCCUUUUCAGCCAGCUUCUCCUACAGAGUUAUGUAAUGCAGCUAAGCUCAAGUAUAUAUUUAACUUAUAGUUGCUCUGCUUUGGUCUUCUUCCAAUGAUGCUUACUGAAAAAAGAGGGGAAUUAAAGAAGCCUUUUUUUCCAUAAAAUGUAAAAUUAAUGGCUGCAAAACCAGCAACCUGCAACCGUCUUUUUCACACUGGCAUGACAAGGUGUGCAGUAGCCACUCUACGUAUGUAUGUGUGUGUAUCUGAUUUCACUAUCUUGCUAAUCUAUUUUAUCUACUUCUGCCCACUUAGACAGAUAUACACACAUUUAUCUCAGUACAUGUACAGCACACACACAAUGUGUAUGAUAGUAUGUGCAACUGUGUAUCUCUAUACAUUAUAUAUAGAUACACAAUAUGCACUCUAGAACUAAUUGGCCCAUUUCAUGAGAACUACAUAAAUACAUCUGUAACAUAUUGCCAGUAUAUAAUCUGUUCAAUUUGUUCAUUAAGUUGUAUAUCAUAUAAGAUUUGUAAAAGCAAAAAUAAUAAGUCAAGCCUGAGCUCUCUCAGACCCUUGAAGAUGUAGCACCCAAAUUUCAACUGAUAUAUAUAUUUUUAAUAAUACUGGUUUGUACGGAGGAUGCACGGAAUGGAGAUUUACAAGGAAAAUGUGCAUCAGUGGUGCAUGCUAACAUUUGUUGCUUUGAUUUUUAGAACAGAUAUGAGUUAGGACAAGGUUAAAAGGAAGCACAUCUGUCUUUGGGGGCUGUGGGGGUUGAGGAUGGAGGAGUUGUCCUGUGAAUACCUAAUAUCUCAGCCCACAAGGACUUCAGAGACAAACUUUUCAUAGUGAUAAUACAGUGAGUUAUUUUUCUUAGUUUAUAGAUAGGCUUAUCAUUGUUAAUUAUAAUGUGAAUGUGUGUGUUAGGAGCUAAAAUGUGGGGGGAUAGGCUCAGAUAACAAGAAGGAUGUACACAAUUUUUAUGUAUCAUUUAUGAUUAGGUGCGUGGGAAGCCAGGAUUGCAGACAAGGGAUGUUUGCAGUCUACUUCCUCUCUAGGUAUUUGUUGCUGCAAAGGAGUUGAAUUCCCUUUAAAUAAUUUCCCUCGUGGGAAUUACAGUACUUGGACACCAUUGAUUCUAUAGUUCCUUUCAGCCUUUUUCCCCCCCCAGUGACAAAUCAGCUGAUUCCUCAAAAUGCUUCAUCAACUGGGCUACACACAGCAGGUUAGUAAAUUGAAUGGUCAAAUAUUCUCAUACACUUAAUAGGCUUUGCCUUUGUUUACCAGCCAAGAGCCAAGCUGGGAGUGUAACAAUCAGGAUCUCAGGCAGCUUUUGCAUAUUUCUAAAGAAGCCAAUAUUGAGUAAAUAUCAAUUGGAUUUUGAUAGAUAAUAAUACUUUGAACCUGUCGCAGAGAGUAGUGUCAGGUCUUUUAACAGCAUACAGCAACACUACACAAUUGUUUAGAGCAAGUGAAGAACAGUUUUUCUGUCUGAAACAGCAAUGAGGAUUUUAGGUAGGCAAAAUGCAAUUGUCUGAGUUGGAAUUUAGCCAGAAUUCUAGGGUUCACAUCUCUCUCCUCUUAUCCAAAUGUGCUGUGCCAUCUGUAAUGUAUGCCUCAUCCAAAUGGCAGGAAGAGUUAAUUUAAAUAGCUUAUUCUAUUUAACUGUAAUGUAUGACAAUUUUUGAAUCUACAAAUAUUUGAUUGGACAGUUGACAAAUCUGCCAUCCCUAAGCUGGGGAAAAUAUCUGAAUAUCAACUGAGAUUUUGUCCAGAGUAAAAAGCAAACAAUAAAGCUUCCACUCAAGUAUGUAAAAUAAAAGUAAAGAAUAAAUGUAAUGUAAUCUCAGAGUUAGUAGCUCUGAGUGGUCUUGAAAUUACACUAUAAAGUAAUUUUUCCCCAGGUAUGUUUUGGUGGCUUUUUUUCCAUUACAUUUUUUCAUAUAUUGAAAACAAAAUUAUGUAUGUGAUUUUUCUAAAAACUCAGUUACAGCAGUAGGUGUGAAAGCAAUAACUAUAAACAAUAAAUUACUACUGCUAAAUAGAUUUAGCAAUAUUCUCUCUUAAAGCCAUGAAACAUCAAAUUAUUGUUUAGCAACAUGACCUUAAUCCAGCUUCAGGUGAAUGCAAAUACUAGUGAAAGGGUUUAAAGGGAUACCACAAAGCAUUGUAGGCGUGUCAAAGCAAUAACACUGAGGGGGACUCCUUAGCAAUAAUAGCAGAUAUCAGCUCCAGAUUUCAAUCAUCAUACAUUAACACUAGUAAAAUAUAGAGAAUUCACCUCCAUUUUAUAUCCCCCUGGUGUGCACCAUUUUGGGUUGUCUUCUCAACCCAAAAAAGGGUGAGCCUCUUGGAGUGACAGAUUAUUAAAUGAGUGCAACUAACUACAAACAUGCCAUAGACUUGAAGACUUUCCGUGCAGUGAUAGUAAUGCUGUGAACAUAGCUACACAGGUAGUAGCUGGGAAGUGCUUUGUAGAGAGGUGUGUGGACACUCUCCCAAGUUUAAUUUGUCAAAACUAGAACAAUGACCACUCUCUUGUGCGGUACUAUUCAUUUUUCCCUGGGCUCAUGAAAAGGGAUGCAGUCACCAUAAAAGACGUCCUAGUGAUUGGCACUAUAGGAAUCCCUAUAAUAAGGAAUACAGUUUAUCUAAAUGCCUGUCUAAGGCCCUGAUUCAGCAAAACACCAAUGCAUGUGCCUAAGUCACACACAGGUCAAUGUGACUUACACAUAUGCUUAUCCUUAAGUAUGUGCUUUAAUCCUUUGCUGAACAGGGAUGAACAUACUUAAGUGCUUUGCUGAGUUGUGGCCUAAGACAACAAUCAUAGCAUUUCUUUUUGUCCUUAAAUUUGUCAAUCUUCCUUUUGGGCAGCUCUGCUCUUUGAAGGGUGCAAGGCUCUCCACCCUGGACAAAGCUAUCAGCAAAUGAACAAUAGACCUUGGCGGAUCUGUCAGAGCUGGAGUAACAACCCCUCAAACAUGAAUAGUAUCAUUCAUUUUCACUUGGCUCAGGAAGUUGAUGCUGUCAACAUGUAACCUAAAGGAAUACAGGUACCAAUGAACUAGAAACUACAGUGAUGGACGCUCUGUAAAUACCUAUGGAUAGAUAAAAACCUUCAUAGUUUCUAGACGUUCCAGACAUCUGUGUUUCAAGCCUUCUCCUCAUUAGUUCAGUAUUGUAGCCAGCAUGAAAUGAUGGUUGCUCUUAUUCUCUCUUGCCAGUGAUUUUUAAAUCUACCUCUGUUUUUAAUAAUAUUAAUUAAUACCUCGCACUUGUAUACUUUUAUCUGAAGUUUUCAAAGUGCUUUACAGCUAAAAUAAUGGAGAGAAUGAGACACAUUCUGGCUAAGGGCUAGAUUUAAUGCCCGAAGCUGCAGAUAGGCACCUAUGCACUUUUGAAAUAUCCCACUUAGGUGCCUAACUCUCAUUGACUUCCAUUGAAGUUAGGUGCCUAGGUGCUUUUGAAAAUUCCACUAGGCAUCUAUCUGCAUCUUGAGGUGUCUGAUACCUUUAAGUGACUUCCUUAAAUCAUGUUGAUAGCCACUGGCAGAGUAAAGUGAUUGCCAUUCUCUGUUCUGAACACUAAUUAAAGUCACUUUAAGAAACUGUAGAGGAAGGAAAUGAUUGAAGAACCUCUCCAAUGGGGCUACUACAUCUUCAGGGGCAUCUUUCUAAGUUUCUGGAUGGUAUGAGAACUCUACAGGAAUUACAGCGUACUAAUGCUUCUAAGAGACUGGUAUUUUUCCUUGAUUGAAUGGGAAGGAGGUUGAAAUAAACAGAUGGUUAUGCAGGUCUAGCUGUUGGUAUUGAGAUUAACCUUGCUCCUACAGACUUGAUGGCUGUUGGAAGAGUGGUUUCUUUUUAGGCUUGCUCUGGUUAUGCAUGAUUGACUAAUCCUCUCCCUUAUAGAAAAAUAUAGAAUGUAAUAGAAAAUAAUCACCAGCCUAUAGAAUUUAAAUAGAGGUAUACUUUUCUGCUAUAGGAUUCUAAAGAUUGAUUCAAGAAAUCUACAGAAAGGAUAAUAUCCACAGAGCCGUACUGGUUUCAAUAAAUUCUAAAGAAACAUUCCAUGAGGAUUUUAAUGUAUCUUUAGACAAUUAAACUAUUUCUUUAAGUUGGUCCAAAACUGAGAUUUUUGCAACUCACAUUCUUAUUCUGAAUUCUAGUUUACACGGGAUGCCUGAUGUAACCUCAAGUUCAGUAGAUUACUAUAUCACAUAGCAUUUAAGUGGAAGUACACUUAUGGUAGCUUAUUUUAUUUAUCAAAACCAGAACAAAGAUGACUAAUUCGUUGCAUUUUUCCUUUUGAAAUUCUUUUCUUCAUGGCAUAAAUCUGUAACUCCAAGAGGUGGCAACAUUGGCUAGAUCAGAUGAUGCUGUGGCAGUACUACUCUGCUAAAUUUACAAGCCAAGCUGAGGCUCCCAUAUUUGGUUUCACUUUCAGGCUGUUACCUGGUGCU
Trachemys scripta elegans is the source of this 6635-nucleotide messenger RNA. RefSeq names its product mitogen-activated protein kinase 10 (gene MAPK10). The coding region runs from base 636 to 2063 and encodes 475 amino acids. Gene Ontology annotation, molecular function: JUN kinase activity; ATP binding. Lineage: Eukaryota; Metazoa; Chordata; Testudines; Emydidae. Gene Ontology annotation, biological process: protein phosphorylation; JNK cascade. Gene Ontology annotation, cellular component: cytoplasm; nucleus. The transcript has 15 exons. The record is from RefSeq and is a predicted model, not a curated record.